ACUUGGUACAGCACCAUCAGUGCUCAAUUUUGGAGAAAGAAAACCCACCAUGACAGACACGCCAAGGGUUGCGGUGAUAUCGGGCGGAGGUAGCGGCAUGGGCUUGGAGGCGACCACGCAGUUGACGAAAAGGGGCGGCUGGAACGUUCACAUACUCGACGUCAGCGAAGAACGUGGCAAAGAAGUUGUACAGCGUCUCGGGUCGACAGUGACCUUCCACAAGACCGACGUUACCAGUUACGCCUCUCUCUCAUCAGCAUUUGAGAAGAUCUUCGACAUUGAGGGUCGUCUAGAUUUCGUCUAUGCCAAUGCUGGGAUCAAGGAGACUGGCGAUUUGUACGCCGUCGCGAAAGACACAAAAGCGCCUCCCGAGGUGAAUCAGUUGACCGUGGACCUGAACCUCAAAUCCGUCAUCAACCAGAGCUAUCUGGCCAGCCACUAUUUCCAACUGUCCCCCAGCAAAGGUCAAGGUACCAACCUGGUCAUGACGGGGAGCGCAGGCAGCGUCUACCCGCUCGACUCGGCGCCCAUGUACGCGGCCUCCAAAUUUGGAGUCUUGGGAUUCUGCUGGAGCAUAGCAAAGAUGUACAAACAACGUUUUGGGAUCCGGGUCAACACCGUCUUGCCAGCCCCUGUCCCAACCAAUCUGGUCACCAAAGAAGAGUGGGCCGGAUUUGACUCGUCGCUUUUCACACCCCCUUCUGCUAUUGUGGACGUGGUCCUCAAGCUUGUGGACGGUAAAGAUAUGAAGGACUCGAACGGCACGGCGUUCGCUGGUAAGGAUUGUGUAGGCAAAGCGGUGGAGGUGAUUCAGGGAGACUAUUAUUUCCGGACGCCCAUGGCGUGGUGUAACGACAAAAUGUUCCAGGCCAUGGCAGCGAACGAUCUAUAG
Exophiala viscosa is the source of this 892-nucleotide messenger RNA. Its product is annotated as 3-beta-hydroxysteroid dehydrogenase. Gene Ontology annotation, cellular component: cytoplasm. NCBI's taxonomy places the organism in Eukaryota, Fungi, Ascomycota, Eurotiomycetes, Chaetothyriales, Herpotrichiellaceae. The record is from RefSeq and is a predicted model, not a curated record. Gene Ontology annotation, molecular function: oxidoreductase activity, acting on the CH-OH group of donors, NAD or NADP as acceptor. The transcript has 2 exons. The coding region runs from base 50 to 892 and encodes 280 amino acids.